Molecule: messenger RNA, 1323 nt
Organism: Kickxella alabastrina
Lineage: Eukaryota; Fungi; Kickxellomycota; Kickxellomycetes; Kickxellales; Kickxellaceae
Exons: 6
Coding region: 32-1294 (420 amino acids)
Molecular function (GO): CoA-transferase activity
Source: RefSeq, a predicted model, not a curated record
UUCUUACAACACAACCAAAAUAAUAACAAUAAUGCUUUCCAUCAAGAGACAGGCGCUUGCCAACGCCGGCCGCAUUCUGUCGCGCCCUCACAUCCUGGCCAACAUCUCCUCAGCUUCAGUCGCGCAUACCACAGCAAGCUCGUCAAGUCUUCUGACGAGGCAUCAAGGCAUUAAAUCCGGUGAUAAACUUCUGAUCGGCGGCUUUGGUCUCUGCGGCAUCCCCGAGAACCUCUCAAGGCUGUUGCUCGCCAGCCAUCAGAUCAAGCGUAUGGUUUCCAGCUAUGUCGGCGAGAACAAGGAGUUUGUCCGGCAGUAUCUUGGUGGCGAGCUCGAGGUUGAACUUGUUCCCCAGGGCACUCUUGCCGAGCGCCCUCGUGAGACCAAGGUGUUUGGCGGCAGAAAGUACGUCAUGGAGGAGGGUAUCACCGGUGACUUUGCCUUGGUCAAGGCGUGGAAAGGAGACGAGCUGGGUAACUUGGUGUUAAGUAUCGGUAACAACUUCAACGCACCCAUGGCUACUGCCGGUAAGAUCACCAUUGCCGAGGUUGAGGAGCUUGUUCCCGUUGGCGAGCUUAAGCCCGACGAGAUUCACAUCCAAGGCAUCCAUGUCCACCGCAUUCUCAAGGGUGAGGUUUACGAGAAGCCUGACUCUCCGCCGCUCGGAUGCGAGGAGCAGGAGCUUUCAGGAUCGAUGAAGAAGCGUAUCCAUAUCAUCAAGCGCGCUGCCCGCGAGUUCAAGAACGGCAUGUACGUCAACCUGGGCAUUGGUAUGCCGGUUCUUGCCAGCAACUACAUUGCCCCUGAUAUCACCGUUCAUCUCCAGAGUGAGAACGGUAUUCUUGGCAUGGGCCCCUUCCCGACCGCCGAGGAAGUCGACGCCGAUCUUGUCAAUGCCGGCAAGGAGUCCGUCACUGUUCUGCCCGGUGGUACUUGUUUCUCCAGCGAUGUAUCCUUCGGCAUGAUCCGCGGUAACCAUAUUGAUAUGACCAUCCUCGGUGGCAUGCAGGUUUCUCACAGAGGUGAUCUGUCCAAUGGGUUGUCCCCGGAAAGGUCAUUAAGGGAAUGGGCGUCCCGCGUUGUUGUCACCAUGACUCACAAUGCCAAGGACGAAACAUUGCCGCUCACCGGUGCCAAUUGUGUUGACCGCAUCAUCACUGACAAGUGCGUGUUUGAUGUUGUUCCCGGAAAGGGUCUUUUGCUGCGCGAGCUGUCCUACGGCUAUACCGUUGAGGAUAUCAAGGCGUGCACCGCUUGUGAUUUCGAGGUUGCCUCAGACGUUGCCGAGACCUACUAAAUACAAAAUAGAAACUUACACGUGAUAUA